AUGAAUAGUAAUCAACAAAACAAUGAAAUAGAAAUAGAAAUAGAUAUAUCAAAGUUAAAAUUAAAACCACAGGAUUGGAGUUAUAAAGGGGAAGGUGCUUGUAAUAUAGUUGUUUAUUAUAAUCCACAACCAUCAUCUUCAUCUUCAUCAUCAUCAUCAUCAUCAUAUCACAAUUAUCUAAAAGGAAAAGUAUUAAGAUUAAAGAAAAAGGUGUCAUCAUUAUCACCUACAUCUACUUCUACAUCUCCUUCAACAGAUGAUAAAGAUUAUAGAUUUGUACAAAAUGUUAUGCAACCAUUGAUAGGAAGUAAAUAUGUAAAUAGUGGUGUUAGAGUAUCAAUAGACAAACAAUUUAUCAAUGAAUUGAAUGCUAUUAUAUUGGGUAGUCGUCCACAACAUCGUAUUCAUCAUCAAUUGGACGAUGAAAUGACAUCGGCCAUAUUGAUUAGAGAUAUAUCUCUUAUUCACACUGCUGACGCAUUACUACCUUCGAUAUGCGUAGAGAUCAAACCAAAGUGUGGUUUUAUAAGCACUUCAAAAUAUAUAUCAAAACAAAACAUAGAGUUGAAACAACAUGUUUGUCGAUAUUGUAUGCAUCAAUUGUUAAAGUUAAAGGAUGGUUCAGUCGAUAGAAUAAGUAAAUAUUGUCCAAUCGAUUUGUAUAGUUUGGAUAGAUCAAGACAAUUAAGAGCAUUGGAUUCUUUAAUUGAUUGUCCACAAAAUAACUUAAAAGUAUUUAAAGAUGGUGUUUUAUAUUUUACUGGUCAACUUGGUGGUGGUGGAACUGGAAAUGAAAAUGGAACGUCAACAUUGGAUAUCAAAUCAUUAGAUUCUUUAUUUAAUAAUAUAAAUAUAUUGGAAAAAGAAAAACAAUUAUUAAUUAAUUUGGCACAAGUUCAAAGAGAAUAUGAUCCAUAUGACAUUGAAACCAUUUAUUAUUUAUAUUGUAAAUUACAUAAUCAAGCCUAUCAAGAAGAUGAUGUGGAAAGAUUCAAGGAUCUUUCUCAUUUGACAAACAAGGAGAUGCAAGAUAUCAUUGAACGAUUUUUAAUUGCAACAACAGCAAAGGAUUGUUCGAUAAUGAUUACAUUUAAAUUACCUUUGGCAAAUCAAGAUAUUCAAAACAUUGACUAUAUAGUUGGUGUAUACAUAUAA
Molecule: messenger RNA, 1155 nt
Organism: Cavenderia fasciculata
Lineage: Eukaryota; Evosea; Eumycetozoa; Acytosteliales; Cavenderiaceae
Exons: 4
Coding region: 1-1155 (384 amino acids)
Biological process (GO): inositol phosphate biosynthetic process
Cellular component (GO): nucleus
Molecular function (GO): ATP binding; inositol-1,3,4,5,6-pentakisphosphate 2-kinase activity
Source: RefSeq, a predicted model, not a curated record